Messenger RNA from Pseudophryne corroboree (corroboree frog), 2928 nucleotides. RefSeq names its product glycogen phosphorylase L (gene PYGL). Gene Ontology annotation, cellular component: cytoplasm. Gene Ontology annotation, molecular function: glycogen phosphorylase activity; pyridoxal phosphate binding. The coding region runs from base 37 to 2673 and encodes 878 amino acids. Gene Ontology annotation, biological process: glycogen catabolic process. The record is from RefSeq and is a predicted model, not a curated record. Lineage: Eukaryota; Metazoa; Chordata; Amphibia; Anura; Myobatrachidae. The transcript is spliced from 20 exons.
CCGGCUCUCCUCUGCUCCCAUCCCGCAGCUGCAGACAUGGCCAAGCCGCUGACUGACCUGGAGAAGAGGAAGCAGAUCAGCAUCAGGGGAAUAGUCGGGGUGGAGAACGUGUCUGAGCUGAAGAAAGGCUUCAACCGGCACCUGCACUUCACCCUGGUCAAGGACCGCAAUGUCUCCACCACCAGGGACUACUACUUCGCCCUGGCCCACACUGUGCGCGACCACCUGGUGGGGAGGUGGAUCAGGACGCAGCAGUACUACUACGAGAAGGACCCCAAGAGAACCUACUAUCUGUCUCUGGAAUUCUACAUGGGCCGUACCCUGCAGAACACCAUGAUUAACCUGGGCUUGCAGAAUGCCUGCGAUGAAGCCAUCUAUCAGCUGGGGCUGGACAUCGAGGAACUGGAGGAGAUGGAAGAAGACGCUGGCCUUGGUAACGGUGGCCUGGGACGUCUGGCUGCUUGUUUCUUGGAUUCUAUGGCAACGCUGGGACUCGCCGCCUACGGGUACGGCAUCCGAUAUGAGUACGGAAUCUUCAACCAGAAGAUCAAAGACGGCUGGCAGGUGGAGGAAGCGGAUGACUGGCUGAGACAUGGAAAUCCUUGGGAGAAGGCUCGUCCAGAGUACAUGCUCCCUGUUCACUUCUAUGGACGUGUGGAGGACACCAAGACGGGCGUGCGGUGGGUGGACACUCAGGUUGUCCUGGCCAUGCCUUAUGACACCCCCGUCCCCGGGUACAUGAAUAACACUGUGAAUACUAUGAGGCUCUGGUCUGCCCGGGCACCGAAUGACUUCAACCUCCAGGACUUCAAUGUUGGAGACUACAUCCAGGCAGUGCUGGACCGUAACCUGGCAGAAAACAUCUCCCGGGUGCUAUAUCCAAAUGAUAACUUCUUUGAAGGGAAGGAGCUGCGCCUGAAGCAGGAAUACUUUGUGGUUGCCGCAUCUCUACAGGACAUCAUCCGGCGUUUCAAAGCCGCCAGAUUUGGCUGUCGGGACACCAUCCGCACUGGCUUUGAUUCAUUUCCAGAGAAGGUCGCCAUACAGCUGAACGACACUCACCCGGCACUGGGUAUCCCGGAACUGAUGAGAAUAUUUCUGGACAUAGAGAAGCUCCCCUGGGAGAAGGCUUGGGAGAUCACCAAGAAAACGUUUGCCUACACGAACCAUACGGUGUUGCCUGAAGCUCUGGAACGCUGGCCAGUGGAACUUGUGGAGAAACUGCUCCCAAGACACCUUCAGAUCAUUUAUGAAAUCAACCAGAGGCAUUUAGAUAGCAUCUCUGCCCUUUAUCCCGGGGAUGUAGACCGCCUCAGACGGAUGUCCCUGAUUGAAGAAGACGGCAUUAAGAGGAUAAACAUGGCGCACUUGUGUAUCGUUGGGUCUCAUGCAGUAAAUGGGGUGGCCAGAAUCCACUCUGAAAUUGUGAAGAACCAAGUGUUUAAAGACUUCAGUGACAUAGAGCCAGAGAAGUUUCAGAACAAGACAAAUGGUAUCACUCCCAGACGCUGGCUCCUCUUGUGUAAUCCCGGCCUUGCAGAGCUGAUAGCGGAGAAAAUAGGAGAAGAUUACGUGAAGGAUCUGAGCCAGCUGACCAAGCUGAAGAAGUUUGUAGAUGACAACACCUUCAUCAGAGAUGUCUCCAAAGUGAAAGAGGAAAACAAGAUGAAGUUCGCCCAGUACCUGGAGAAGGAAUGCAGAAUGAAGCUGAACGCGGCAUCCAUGUUUGACGUGCAAGUGAAGAGGAUACAUGAGUAUAAGAGACAGCUCCUGAACUGCCUCCAUAUCAUCACCAUGUACAACCGUAUCAAGACGAAUCCCAGGGAGAACUUUGUCCCGAGGACGGUUAUAAUUGGAGGGAAGGCUGCCCCAGGAUACCACAUGGCAAAGAUGAUCAUCAAACUAAUCACCGCCGUGGGGGAUAUUGUGAACAAUGACCCGAUGGUGGGAGACAGGCUGAAGGUGGUUUACUUGGAGAACUACAGAGUGUCCCUGGCGGAAAAAGUGAUCCCAGCAACGGACCUGUCGGAGCAGAUUUCCACGGCUGGUACCGAGGCUUCCGGUACGGGCAACAUGAAGUUCAUGUUGAAUGGAGCACUGACCAUUGGCACCAUGGAUGGUGCCAAUGUGGAGAUGGCGGAAGAGGCUGGCGAGGAGAACCUGUUUAUCUUCGGCAUGAGAAUAAAGGAUGUUGCUGAAAUGGACAAGAAGGGGUACAAUGCCCAGGAGUACUAUGAGGCUCUCCCAGAGCUGAAGCGAGCCAUUGACCAGAUCCAAGGCGGAUUCUUCUCUCCCGCAAAGCCCGACCUCUUUAAGGAUCUGGUGGACAUGCUCUUCCACCAUGACAGGUUUAAAGUGUUUGCCGACUAUGAGGCUUAUGUGAAGUGCCAGGAGCGGGUCAGUGCCCUGUAUAAGACUCCAAGAGAGUGGACGAAGGUGGUUAUCAAGAACAUAGCGGCAUCUGGGAAAUUCUCCAGCGAUCGGACAAUCAAGGAAUAUGCCAAAGAUAUCUGGGGAGUGGAGCCCUCCGACUUGAAGAUUCCACCACCAAAUGAACCCAGAGAAUCGCUUGAGGAUGUCAAGGCGGCGGCGCCAAAUGUCAAGGCAGCGGCGCCAAAUGUCAAGACAGCGGCGCAAAAUGUCAAGGCGGCGGCGCCAAAUGCCAAGGCGUAACUGGUUAUGAAUGGAGUGUGGGAAACCCAGGCGUGCACUAAUCUGUAGAUCACUAUAGAUCUGCCUGUAACCUGCAGAUAUUGGGGGAACAAGCUUUAUGCCUUUUGCACUCUGCAUUGUGCAGUACUGUAUGUGCCAAAGCAGGGAAGCGGUUAUACUGUAGGACUGGUCCUUAUCUCAGAGCUUUUCUAUCAACACUUUGUAUCUGCUAACUGUACCGUUACUUCUCCGGCACAAAUAAAACAUUUCUAGGUA